CUGUCUGCAUAGUGAGAUUUUUAACAUUAAAAACAUUUCUUUUUCAUCUUUUCUUUUCACAUAAAUCUAAACUCUUUCACAGCUUUCCUUUGGUAUCACCAUCCAGUAAACGACUAGAGAGUAGAGAUCAAUGGCGCGGGUAUUUUAUGCAUAUUGAAGGUGAAACAAUGGUUGGAUUUUGCACAAAAUCUUGAAAUUUUGUUAAAGAUAUCGUUACCUUUUAUGCUAUAUCGUAUUCUUUCUUCACUCCGUGUUAGAUCGAUAUCUGUUAUAUUUAAUGUUGGUUUAUAACGGAGGUGUAUAGGUUCGUCAAACGGAGCUAUAUUUUAUGCAAAUGUCUGCUUUACUUUUCGCUUGUCAAUUUAUUUGACAAUUGCGUUUUGUUGUCUGGAUCUGCUGUUAAUAUUUCAUGGACACCAGUGAUCCAAUAGCAUGGUUUCAACAAAAAAUUGGCCGAUAUGAUAAAGCAUUAUGGGAAAGAACCAUUGAACAAAAAGAAAUUAAAGUUCUAGAGGACCUCAACUGUGCUCCAAGGAAGUCUGGCAAUGUGAAACCAGAACUUAUUGAUAUAGAUCUUAUAAGAGGUUCAACGUUCUCUAAAGCUAAGCCAGUUCAUGGUUGGUUUGCAGUUUUGAGAAAAGGUCUUCUUCAUGUUUGUUUCUAUCCUCUCUACUACAAAUGGUGGAGAAAUGUCAUUCCAUUUCCAAUAUGGAUUUUCUUUCUUCUUCUCUACACCACGCAGCUUCUUGCAUUUGUUAUUUACACAAGCUAUUCUGAAGAAAUGAAGUUUGUCUACCCCACAGAAGCAUUUGGACCAGUUUUGAUCAUGGUGGUUUUAGGUAUUCUUCAUACUCAAGUUGUGUCAACCACAGUUUCAAAUGUUGAUGGUAUCUCCUUACGAUCUGGUAGGCAAAGAAAGUCACGACGUAAGAAAUCCAAACCGCGCAAUCAUCUGAACAGUUCCGUUGAAGAUCUUGUGCAGGAAAGACGAAAUGGAGUGAGGAAGCGCAUCAGAAAGAAGCCAAGUGCUGAAAAUGUGAAGAAAGUGACAAACCUUAACCGUUCAUCACAAGCAGCUGAACUGAGCGCCACUGACCAGAGCGAUGACGAAGGUGAACGAGAUGACGUACAUCCAGAGAAGUCUCAAAGCGAGGGGACUGAAGCCGAACGGUCUGAGAGGACUGAGGAAGAGUUCUUUGAGAACAAUGGAUCAAGUUCCUCGACCUCUUCCUACAGUGAUAAUGAAUCAGUGAAAUCGAAUUUUGAUGAAGAAGAUCCGUUUAAAUGGGAUAAAAAUGGAAUUCUGAAUGGAGUGACGGGUGGAGCUCCUACUGGAGAAAUGGUUAGCGCGUCAAUAUGGGAAGGUCGUCAAUGUAAAAGAGUUGAACUAACGUUGCUGGACAUGAGCUCAGCAAUUAUCAAUAAAAUGAACGCGUUUAAAGCAAGCUCUGGUUAUCUUCAGUUGGCUCUGGUGGUGUCCGUCUGUGUCGCCUUCACACCAUCCUUAUUUCGUCUUUACGAAAGUGAUGAGCAAACAAAAUGGACAUCAAGACAUGGUUUGUAUCAAAUCUAUCUUCGAUGUUUUGGCUCCGAGCUCAAAAGUUCUUUAGUGAUCUGGAUGAGCCUCAUUCAAAGCGGAAGUUCAAGUUUUUGUUUUUUCUUUCUCCUCUGCGUCGCUGAGAGGACAUUACGACAGCGUCUUUUAUGUGCUAAGUUAUUCGGCACCAUUACUUCAUCACGACGAGCUCGGCGUCAUGGUCUACCUCACUUUCGAUUACAUAAAGUAAAGAAUAUUAAAAUGUGGCUGUGUCUACGAUCAAUGUUGAAGAGACGAGGUCCUCAGCGUUCUGUUGGUGUUAUUAUUUCCUCCACUUUUCUCUUAGGAAUAUGUUUAGUUGUCAUAACCUGCGUCCAGCUUUUGAAAGGAACAGAGAAAGAAAGAUUUCUAUCAAAAUUAUUCAACGUUGAAGUAUUUAUUUGGUCUCUUGUAUUGUGGAUCUAUCAAUUACGAUUCGUCACGUUAGGUUCGAAGAUCAACAGAAAAUUUCUUAAUAAUACCGUCUUGAUGACAGAACAGUUGAAUCUUUACUUACAAAUGGAGAAAAAUCCAGCGAAGAAGGAUGAUCUUAUGAUUGCAAAUAAUGUAUUAAAACUUGCCACAAAACUGCUUAAGGAUUUAGAAAGUCCAUACAAGAUAUCAGGCUUGGCAACGAAUCCAUUAUUAUAUAAUAUUACAAGAGUUGUUGUGCUUUCUUUGAUAUCUGGCGUUAUGUCUGAUUUACUGGGCUUUCGGUUGAAGGUAUGGAAGAUUAAAGCGUGAUGGUUAGUGGUUAGAAAUAUAUAUGUUCAUUUGUAAAUAAGAGAAAAGCAAGAUAAUAUAUCAGAUAAAGGUAUCGUGAGCCUUCUUUGCACUUUUUUUCUAUCUAAUAAAUAUUGCUUAUUUAAACUUAAUCUAUAAAAAGUUAGGAGUGGCAAAAGCUAUUCGCAAAGACUAGGAAAUAUUUAUGAUUUCAUAGUUCUAGGGCGACUAAUGUUCAAGUAAUUGGUUAGGUUAUGUUAUGAAUUGAUUAAUUUUCGCUUUGUUAAGAAGCAGGUUAUCUUUGAAUUAAAUUACUUUGUUGAAAGAAAUUUGAUUAAGUUGAAAUAUAUACACUUUAAUCAUUUUAAUUUUGGUAUAAUUUUGUUGAAACAAUAAGUUAAUAUUCUUUCAUAACCAAGUUAUGAGUUGGUUAAUUACGGCAGACGUGAUGUUGUGUUAAUGGUGGUGUAGUGAACGAGAGUUAAAUUUCUAAUAUAGUUGCAUG
This is a messenger RNA of Dendronephthya gigantea, 2804 nucleotides long. Its product is annotated as putative homeodomain transcription factor 1. NCBI's taxonomy places the organism in Eukaryota, Metazoa, Cnidaria, Anthozoa, Malacalcyonacea, Nephtheidae. Bases 410 to 2320 code for a protein of 636 amino acids. The record is from RefSeq and is a predicted model, not a curated record. The transcript has 20 exons. Gene Ontology annotation, cellular component: endoplasmic reticulum.